AGCAACAUUCUAUUUACAUAUUGUGUUUUGUACAUUUUUUUAUUACAGUAUUGCAAUAACACACUUUUGUUCACACUAUUCAAGAUGAGAAUAUUGACGAUGAUCUUGACACAGUAACCUGGAUAGACACCAGAUUAACUGAAUCGCAACUUUCAAGUCCCAGCAUGGAACUAGUUCAAAGUAGUGAAUCUUCAGUCCAAAGUAUUCUACAAGCAUUGGGUUCGGGAAAAGAAAUAUCACAAGUAUGUUCAACCAGUGUCGGUGAAGCCAGAGUUGUUACUCAGAAUGUGCAAAAUAUGAUUGUAUUGAAGCAAGACCACAAUGUCAAUGCUGCAAAUGUCUUCUCUGGUUGUUCUGAUUUCAAUCUGAGACAGAGAGAAGUGAAAGCGGGCAAUCCAACAAACUCAGAUGAAAAACCAAAUCCAUAUGAUGAGGAUACGAAUCCCUUUCCAGAUUUCAUCCGUCUGAAUGAAUCCAUUUUUCUGAAUCACCAUGAAAAAAUUUCAAAGCACGGUGAAGUCUUUAAAGGAUGGCAGAUUCAUGACAAAUUUGGCCGAAAACAAAUUGCUGUUAAAUCGCUAAAACACAAUGAAGAUAAUGAGAGAGAAGCAAAAAUACUUGUCAAGCUUUGCCCGCAUUCAAAUGUUGCCAAUAUUAUACAAUCUGGCGUUUACAACACUGGGCCAAUCAAACAUAUAUUCAUUGCAAUGGAGCUAUGUGGACCUCAAAAUCUGACCGAAUUUGUAAAACAGAAAGAGGAAAUUGAGAAGAGAAUGAUAUUGAAAUUGUCAGAUCAACUCAUCAAUGGCAUCUCCCAUAUUCAUAAAAAUGAAGUUAUUCAUCGAGACCUUAAACCUGAUAAUAUUUUGGUAUCUGAUGAUGGAAAAGAGUUGAAGAUAAUCGAUUUCGGGCUGAGCAAAGAAAUGAAAAGUGGACGAUCUGUCACUAAUUUGAGUACCUUACGGGUUGGGACAGAUGGAUGGAGAGCUCCAGAAACAUACAACGCUGAUGUUAUAUCCAAAAAAGCUGAUAUUUUCUCGAUGGGACUUGUUAUGUAUUUCAUAUGGACCAAAGGAUGUCACCCAUUUGGCAAUGACCCUGAUGACUGGAAUCGCAAUAUAAAACGAAACCAAUAUCGUGACCUUUCCAAACUCCCUAAUGUAGUUGAAGAUUUAGUGGGCUGGAUGCUUAGGUUUGAUCCAUGUGAUAGACCGAGUUUGAAAGAAAUUCAAGAUCACAAAUGCUUUUAUGGGCAUCUCGUAUGCCCAUUACCAAAAUUGCUCAAUGUUAAUUCCGGUAGUCUCGAAGAAGAACUCCAGAAACAAAAAAAUGAGACAGAAAAAGCUAAACAAGAAUCUGAAAGAAUGAAACAGGAAUUUGCAAAAAAGAUGAAAGAAAUGGAAUUACGAAUGAAAAAGAAGAAUGAGACUGUUGCAGCAGACUCAGCUGCAGAUAAAUAUCCAUCAGAUAUAAAGAACCUAAGAAUAAUAGACGAACAACCACCCAAUGGGAAGAUGUUACUUAAUUGGUUGGAAAAUAAACCUUUGUCAGGGUAUGAGGAGUUUGGGACAAUGGAGAUCACUUACUCAUUUCCACCUGGAAAUUUGAAGGUAAACAAGGGAAUUUCAUAUGAUGCACGAAAGUUCGUCGCAUACUUGCCAGAUUGUGAUGAAGGAAUCCAACUUCGUGAUUUGCUUUCUGAUGCUUUCCUCUCGGGCUUGUCGUUCAAACUUGCUGAAUUUGGAUCCGGCAAAGGAAGAUUAAUCUGGGGUGACAUUCCCCACAAAUCUAGUAUUGAUGGUGGCCCAGAAAACAGUUUUGGAUAUCCGGACCCGAAUUAUUUCACUCAACUUCGCCAAGUUUUGAAAAUGAAAGGGAUCAAAGGAGACCCGUGGAACUGACUUGGAAAACUCCUAAAAAUAGCAAGAGCUGGUGAACAGCACUGGCACAUUUGACAAAAUUUGUGUACAAUGGUUGGAGGGGAUGUAUAUUUUAUAAAACCAAAAAAUUAUGAACAGUUUUUAAACAAAAGCAGAAAUUAAAUUCAUUGGUACAAUAUUGAUGUUUGAUAUUGUUUUUGGCAGUACCAACAAUUGCUAUUCACAUACUCGACAUGAACAUGGUAACCAGACGAGAAGCCGUGGUUCACCAUAUGAUUAAGCCGUAUUACGAACUUUCUCUCCCCCUGGAUAAAUAUGUAAAUCCUAUCCUAUAUAAUCCCAAAACCUAAUUUUCAGGUAUCAUUGUACAUAUUUUGGUGAACUGUUGUUUACAAGACGAUUUUAUGAUAAAAUAAGUUUAUUACAAAAAUACUAUGUCCAAUCAAUAGGUAUUAAUCUCUACUUUCAUUCAGACUUAAAUAUUUUAUUAAUAAUAAAGGUUUAUUCUUUCCAAUAUACAUGUGUAGUUAUGAAGUUUGAUCCCACUGUAGUUUGAGGCCUUGGGCACAAACUAGUGGGCAGAUAUAAAACUGACAUGGACAAACUACGGCCCACGGGCCUGAUUCUGCCACAAUUGAAUUAAAACCAAAUUUUCAUGUGAUAGCUAGAAAUAGCUCUAAGAAUUUGCUGAGAUUGCGGUUAAAUUUAGUUUUGGCACGAGGCUUAUCGUUUUUUGCUUUCGUAAGUAAGUAAGUUACUGUAAAAUAAAAUUAUGAUUAUAAACUUUUUACGUCACACUUACACGGCCGGCCAGUCUAGCUGGUCAAAAACCAUGUCCAUCUCUAAUAUAAAAUUUCCGACUUGGGAUACUAUUGAAUACACCACGUCGCAGAGCAUUUCAGUUCAAUUUGUAAACUAUCAUUGUUAUUUUAGAAUUUAUUUUAUAUCAUUCUUUCUUAGCCGAGUGGAAAUUUUUUUGCGACUAAUAUAUAUUUUGUAAAUAAAUUGUCUGUUUAUACCAUAUGUUUUUAAUAUAUUAUCAAUAAGUAAUUGUAGUGUGGGCCUACAGUUGCUAUCCAAUACACCAUCUUGCAAAGCUGUUUAACUCAAUUUUCAAAAGUACAUUAUCAAGUUUUAUUAUAUUGUGAUAUGUAUGUACAUUAAAUUAGUGGUUCUCAAACGGUGGGGCGCGCCCCACAAGGAGGGCGUAGACAAAUUUUUGAGGGGUUGUGAAGCUAAUUAAAAAUAAAAAUAUUUGUUAAAUUUACCUUAUCCUGGAUAUUUACAUUUCGUCAUUGUUUAGAGAUUGUGAUUCCAUCCAUAUAUUUUCAACAUAUUUUUUAAAAAUAAAACAUACUUUCGCC
Molecule: messenger RNA, 3244 nt
Organism: Styela clava
Lineage: Eukaryota; Metazoa; Chordata; Ascidiacea; Stolidobranchia; Styelidae
Biological process (GO): protein phosphorylation; intrinsic apoptotic signaling pathway in response to endoplasmic reticulum stress; IRE1-mediated unfolded protein response
Cellular component (GO): IRE1-TRAF2-ASK1 complex
Molecular function (GO): RNA endonuclease activity; protein serine/threonine kinase activity; ATP binding
Source: RefSeq, a predicted model, not a curated record